This is a messenger RNA of Henningerozyma blattae CBS 6284, 558 nucleotides long. RefSeq names its product peptidylprolyl isomerase ESS1 (gene ESS1). The transcript has a single exon. NCBI's taxonomy places the organism in Eukaryota, Fungi, Ascomycota, Saccharomycetes, Saccharomycetales, Saccharomycetaceae. Bases 1 to 558 code for a protein of 185 amino acids. Gene Ontology annotation, molecular function: protein binding; peptidyl-prolyl cis-trans isomerase activity. Gene Ontology annotation, cellular component: cytosol; nucleus. The record is from RefSeq and is a predicted model, not a curated record.
AUGGAAGACAAAACUGCCACUGAAACUACUGAAACUACAGCCACAGCCACAACUACAGCCACAUCUUCAACAACUAACGGACUUCCUGAACCUUGGACCAUUCGUUACUCUCGUUCUAAGAAACGUGAAUAUUAUUUCAAUCCAAGUGAUAAAAAAUCACAAUGGGAAGCUCCAGAAGGAACAGAUGAAGAAGCUUUGAAGAACUUCUUUUUGGAAAACCCAAUACGUGUCCAUUGCAAGCAUAUUUUGAUCAAACACAAAGAUUCAAGAAGACCUUCAUCACAUAGAAAGGAAACUAUCACAAUCACAAAGGAAGAAGCUAUUAAAGAGUUGACUGUCAUCCAAGAAUCGUUGAAGAAGGAUCCCACCCAAUUCGACAAGUUUGCCAAAGAAAGAAGUGAUUGUUCUAGUUUCAAGAGAAACGGGGAUUUGGGAUGGUUCGGUAAAGGUGAAAUGCAACCAAACUUUGAAAAGUCAGCUUUCAGCUUGAAGAUCAACGAGAUCAGUGAUAUCGUUGAGACUGAUAGUGGUGUUCAUUUGAUCCUAAGAGAAGCUUAA